Amphibalanus amphitrite is the source of this 2355-nucleotide messenger RNA. Its product is annotated as actin-like protein 6B. The transcript is spliced from 10 exons. Bases 338 to 1642 code for a protein of 434 amino acids. Gene Ontology annotation, cellular component: NuA4 histone acetyltransferase complex; SWI/SNF complex. Gene Ontology annotation, biological process: regulation of transcription by RNA polymerase II; nervous system development. Gene Ontology annotation, molecular function: chromatin binding. The record is from RefSeq and is a predicted model, not a curated record. Lineage: Eukaryota; Metazoa; Arthropoda; Thecostraca; Balanomorpha; Balanidae.
ACUUCAAUGCCAGUGCUUGGAAGGGAAGGGAAGGGAAUGCUUGGACCUGACAUCCAAAUCCCACAAUCAUUAUGCCUAGAAUGCCCAAACUGAUGGUAAGGCCUGGGUGACAAACUCUGAUUAGGUUCUGGGUCUGUCAUUUUUUUCAUGACGCUGUGUCAAACAUUCAAGUGAAAAAGUAAGUUUUUGUGAUGCUCAAGAAAUUUUUUCAAGUCAUCUCAAGUUAGGUGGAAAACAUCUCAAACAUGAACUUUAAUGGUGAUGUACAAUUUUCAGAAAAUAAUUUGCAUCUCCUCACUGCGGUGGAAAUUCACAUUGGUAUACUUCAACAUACAAAAUGAGUGGGGGAGUCUAUGGAGGCGACGAGGUGGGCGCGCUGGUGUUCGACCUGGGCCACUACUCGCUGCGCGCCGGGUAUGCUGGUGAGGAGGCGCCCAAGUCGGAGAUCCCGGCCACGGUCGGCGUGCUCGAGGAGGCCACGGCCGCCGCGCAGAUCGGCACGCCCAUGGAGGUGGACUCGGCGGCGGCCAAUAAGGACGCAGCCGCGCCCAAACGGAAGUACUACAUCGACACCAACGCGCUACAUGUGCCCAAAAAAGACGUGGAGGCCGUCAGUUACAUGAAGGACGGCAUGAUCGACGACUGGGACCUGUUUGAGAACGUGCUCAACUACGCCUACUCGCAGUGCAUCAAGUCAGACUCGGAGCUCCAUCCAGUCCUCAUGUCGGAGGCGCCGUGGAACCACCGCGGUCGGCGAGAGAAGCUCACAGAGCUCAUGUUCGAAAAGUACAACGUGCCGGCCUUCUUCCUGGUCAAGAACGCCGUGCUGGCCGCGUUCGCCAACGGCCGCUCCACGGCUCUGGUCCUGGACAGCGGCGCCACACACACCUCGGCCGUCCCCGUGCACGACGGCUACGUCCUCACACAGGGGAUCGUCAAGAGCCCGCUGGGCGGGGACUUUCUGACGGCUCAGUGCCGUCAAUUUUUCGCACAGAAUGACAUCGAGGUGAUCCCGCCGUAUAUGAUUGGCGGAAAGGAGGCGGUGAAGGACUAUGAGAAGGCCAAGUGGACGCGGCGACCCAACCUGCCCGAGGUCACCAAGUCGUGGCAUGACUACAUGGUCAACGAGGUGGUCCAGGAUUUCCAGCAGUCGAUCUUGCAGUGUGUUGACGAGUACAGUGAGGAGACCAUCUCUCAGAUGCCUUCUGUUCCCUACGAGUUUCCCAACGGAUACCAUCAGGACUUUGGCUCGGAGCGGUUCAAGAUCCCCGAGUGUCUGUUCGACCCGAGUAACAUCAAGGGCGUGGGCUCGACGAUGCUGGGGAUGGGCAACGUGGCGCACAACGCGGUCAGCAUGUGCGACGCCGACCUGAGGCCGAACCUGUACGGAAACGUGGUGGUGACGGGUGGCAACACGCUGCUGCAAGGCGUCCCCGAGAGACUCAACAGGGACCUCUCACGCAAAACGCCACCGAACAUGCGUCUGAAGCUGAUCAGCGCACAGGGCAGCUCGGAGCGCCGGUUCGGCGCCUGGAUCGGAGGAUCCAUCCUAGGAUCGCUCGGAUCCUUCCAGCAGAUGUGGAUCUCGAAACAGGAGUACGAGGAGGGCGGCCGAAGCCAGGUGGAUCGCAAGUGCCCCUGAUUGACGGACAUCAGCUGCACCUCACGGGAUCGCACAUGGUUAGACCAUUUGUGGGUGGCAUCUGACUCAAAUUGGCGUCACUUGAGACUGCCUGAAUCGAUGGGCUCUCGCGUUCGGCGUUAUUUUCGGUCCUUUUCGAUGGCGCUGCCUGUGAGGAAGACAAUCUCUCAUCUCAGCCCUCAUGAAAAAGCAUGCGAAGACUGGCAAUGGAAGCGUGGAGCGCAGUGCGCGGUGAGGUUUUGACCCUGAAUGGACCGAUGGCUCAGUGCAGAAUGUGGGAUAAGGUCGAGCCUAGUGGAUAGAAGGCAAAUGGGGGAAGGGGACAGGUGUAUCGAACAGGCCGGCGAACGGAACAGCGGUUAUGGGUCAAUGAUAGCUACCCCAGCUAUUUGGAGCUUCGCGAUCCGGAGUGUCUGCGACUAGAUUUCAGCGUUGUCUGUGAAACGCUGUAACAUAGGCUGGUCCUGGUCAUAUUCAGUCCAGGUAUGUGGAAUUCUUACCGCUCAGCGCCAGGUUUUUUCUUUUUGUUGCUCUGACUGGAGAAAGUUACAGAAUUCAUGCGUUCCAGUGUGGGGUCUGAGGCUUUUUGAAGCCUUAUACAUAUUUUGCAUUAUCAUCUGCAUCACUUUUUCAAUCAUCUUGUCAGCGUCAUUGUCGUAGUUUUGUCACUGAGCUGUGCGGCAGGUAACUGUAAAUGCACUAUCUGCAAGGCG